UCCAUUUAAUUUAUAUUUUAAAAAAUUAGAUCUAUUAUGUCGAUGGCAGUUUUGUCUGGUCUUCUCUGGCAUCCUGAAUUAAAACUACAACAACAUGGCUUCCAUCAGUCGGCUCACCGGCAUGGUGGGCAGAACUUGUCAACAAUCCAAGGUUUCCCUCCCCUGUCAAUUGUUUGGCCAGCGGUCAAUCAUCACAGAAGCAGGACCUACAGUUAGGAAAGUCUGUGUUCAACAGCAAAUUGGGGUGAACAAUGGACAGCUUGAUUUCAGGAUAUGUCAGCAACGUCAUAUGUCAAACAAGAACUUCUUCCAGACAGUCAUUGAUAACAUCAGACAGGACAUGAAAAAGAGCAAGGAAAUGAAGGAGAGUAUAGAAAAAUUCAAAGAGGAAACACAGAAACUGGAAGAAUCUGAUGCUUUAAAACAAGCAAGGAAAAAAUUUGAAAGUAUAGAGGAAGAGACUCUGAAAAGUUCUACAGCCAUCAAAAAGACCCUUGAUGACAUCAAAGGAAAGGUCUCAGAGACAGUUGAAGAAGCCCAGAAAAAGGAAUUUGUCAAGAAAGGCAUUGACAUGACCAGCUCAGCAGCCUCAAAAGCUGCAGAAACUAUCACAAAGUCAAGCCAAGCAAUUGCUGAAAGUGAUGCAUUUAACCAGAUCAGUAAGGGUGUGAAGGCAGCUAAGGAGGAGUUUGAUGAGGUCACUCUCUCAAGGGCAAGGCAUUACAAGGCUCCAGAAAAAUUGAGAAAAAGAUCUGAUACAUCUGCAAGGCCGAAAGAUGGGAGAGCAGUGGAGGCAGAUGAAGAGUCAACCGGCAUGGUUCUUCACAAAGAUUCAAAGUUUUAUCAGAGCUGGCAGAACUUCAAAGACAACAACCAAUAUGUAAAUAAACUGUUUGACCUCAAAGUGAAGUUUGAUGAGAGUGACAAUGUAAUGAUAAGAGCUACCCGGUUUUUCACGGAUAAAGUUGGCCAAGUGUUUGGUGGCAUGUUCUCAAAAACAGAAAUGUCUGAAGUCUUGACAGAAAUUUGCAAAAUUGAUCCCAAUUUUGACCGAGAGAAAUUUUUGAGACUAUGUGAGAGAGAAAUCAUCCCCAACGUUCUUGAGGCAAUGAUCAGAGGUGAUCUGGAUGUUCUAAAGGACUGGUGCUUUGAAGCUCCUUACAAUACUCUAGCCCAUCCCAUAGAACAAGCAAAGAAGGCUGGCUAUGUUUUUGAUUCCAAGGUUUUAGAUAUUACACAAGUUGACGUAGUUGCUGGCAAAAUUAUGGAGCAAGGCCCAGUCUUAGUCAUCAGUUUUAAUGCACAGCAGAUACUGGUUGUCCGAGAUGCAAAGGGUAGUGUGGUGGAAGGGGAUCCUGACAAGAUAUUGCGCAUCAUGUAUGUGUGGGCCUUAUGUCGGGACCAGGAGGAACUUGAUCCGACAGCUGCUUGGAAACUCCUGGAUAUAUCAGCCAGUUCUUCAGAACAGUGGUUAUAGUUACACAUUUUCAAAAUUGUUUUGAGUCGAAAACAGGUGCCAGUUUACUCCGAAUUGGACCUCAGAAAUAUGGAGUUCCACAGAGAUCUCCAGAAGUGUGAAAAUAUACUUCUCUUCAAAUGCAGUGUCAUUUAUAAAUUGGCCCUUUUUUGUUUGUCUCAUGAAGUCGGAUGGCCUAUAUCCCAACAUAGGUAAUAAUCUUGAAGUAUUCAUUUUGACCCUAUGUUGUCAUGGUACUCUUGAUGCAUCGAGUAUGUUUGUCACAGAACCGUUUUUGUGAUAAAACAAAGGGCGAGAUUUGUAUUUAUAAAAUUAUAAAGUUAUGGGUGGAUGUACACUUUUGUGUGAAUGGCUUUUUUUGAUGAUGCAACUGUGUUUGACUGUUUUUAUUUGCAGAAGUCCUAUUAUGGUCUCGUGUUGAAGAGUGGAUAAAUAUUUAGGACAAUGUGAUCAAACAUGGAUCAUGUGUUUCUACCUCUUUUUAUUCUGAGCAAAAUUACUGUCUAGGCAAGAAGUCAAGAAGAUUGCAAUGUUUCAAGUGCAUGUUUUUUUCAUCUUUGACCUUUGAAUUAGAUUAUGCACAAAGACAACACAAAGAAUUUUUGAUUUUCAAGGCAUUUGAUAUAUGCUCAAUGCCUAUAAUUGCGAUCUGCUGUACAUUUGUAGGCCGAAAUGCAGGGAGUGAACCGUACCGCUUUUGGCUGAUUUUAUUUAAGUAACCAGGGAAUAGCUUCAUGUGUUCCCUGUAUUUGAGGAGGGAUUUUUUUUUUCAGCUUUCACUUUAGUCACUUUUGUAAAACAUUGUUGAUGACAUAAGUGGGAAUGCUGUACUUUAGGAUUUAAAAAAUUUUUUUUGAAGGGACAAACCGAUGCAGCAUCAGGUAGACUUGAAUUCCCAGUGUAGAUCUAUGUUCGGGAGUUAAGCACAUAAAUUGUGUUGAUUUGUUCUUUAAUUGUUUUACUCUCAGUUGAAAUUCUGUUUCAAGUAAGUCUCACUCUGAAUUUUAUGAAGCAACAUCUUUCUUAAGUCUGUAGAUCUAAUCAUAAUUACAAAAUAAAGGUAGAAAUGUUAAUUUGAAAUUUUUGUUGACCAGAUGUGGGUCGAUCUAGUAUGUUAAUUUUAGGGGUUUCAGUAUUUUUAUAGGUUCAUGAAAUUGUGAUACAAGAGAUGAACCUGGCAUACAGCUCUUAAACAAUGAUCUUUGAAUUCAUGCUAUAGAUACAAAGAGCAUAAUGACAGCUGCAAACAAAUGUACUGUUAUGCUGCCGCAUCCAAAAUCCUAUGAAUUUGUUCCUGUCUUUUUUAAAAGAGAUUGGGCUUAUCAAACUGGUGUGAAGAGCUGUUUCAACACUCACAGCCUUCAAAAUGAUAUGAAAUUAAAAGAAAUGAAAACGGGAGGAAUGUGAUGCUAUUUCUUAUACUAAGUGUGGCAUGAAAUGAAAGAGUGAAAUGAAGAAUUGAAAGCUUGUUGAAAUAUUUGGAGUUCGUGUGAUUGUUGCAUGUGAUCAGUGAUAGAUUUGACUUUUUGACUGCAAGUUUGGAAGGUGAGAAAAAUUCUUGUUUUACUGCCAUUGAGAGUGAUAUGAUAAAAUGAAAUGAAACGGCCAUUAAAAUACAUUGUUUAAAAAAAUGUU
Aplysia californica (California sea hare) is the source of this 3112-nucleotide messenger RNA. Its product is annotated as mitochondrial import inner membrane translocase subunit TIM44. Gene Ontology annotation, cellular component: mitochondrial inner membrane. Lineage: Eukaryota; Metazoa; Mollusca; Gastropoda; Aplysiida; Aplysiidae. The transcript is spliced from 15 exons. Gene Ontology annotation, biological process: protein import into mitochondrial matrix. Gene Ontology annotation, molecular function: protein-folding chaperone binding. Bases 95 to 1477 code for a protein of 460 amino acids. The record is from RefSeq and is a predicted model, not a curated record.